Molecule: messenger RNA, 4358 nt
Organism: Branchiostoma floridae (Florida lancelet)
Lineage: Eukaryota; Metazoa; Chordata; Leptocardii; Amphioxiformes; Branchiostomatidae
Product: ETS domain-containing transcription factor ERF-like
Exons: 4
Coding region: 1-2037 (678 amino acids)
Biological process (GO): regulation of transcription by RNA polymerase II; cell differentiation
Cellular component (GO): nucleus
Molecular function (GO): DNA-binding transcription factor activity, RNA polymerase II-specific; sequence-specific DNA binding
Source: RefSeq, a predicted model, not a curated record
AUGACGACGACAGGUGUGGCUGUUCGUGCGGCAGAUGGAGGAAAUGGCACGUGUCCAUGGGUGUUCCUGCAGGAGGCAUUUCACGAAAAUAUGAAUCUUUCUAUUUGUAAGAAAAGCAUCCUGCUUCUGUACUCACGACAUUCUACAACAGUAGAUGUAGGUGGAGCAGGAGUAUAUACACCUGCUAACGUUCUGACUAACGAGUCUAAUUGCCUAUUAUGUCUUCCCUCUCUACAGAAAGAAGAGUUUCGCGAUGUAAUCGCCUGGCAAGGCGACUACGGAGAGUUUGUCAUCAAAGAUCCGGACGAGGUGGCCCGCCUCUGGGGUAUGCGCAAAUGCAAACCCCACAUGAACUACGACAAGCUGAGCCGGGCGCUCAGGUAUUACUACAACAAACGAAUCUUGCAUAAGACCAAAGGCAAGCGCUUUACCUACAAGUUUAACUUCAAUAAGUUGAUCUUGGUAAAUUACCCCGUUCUGGAUGUGGACUGCGGGUAUUACGGUCCACAUUUCCCGACUUGCGAGGCCGCCAUGCAGUAUCCUCGUCCGAUGCCUACCCUCCCGAGCAAUGUCAUGAUGAUGGACGGGGCGGCAGCGCCGAUCCCACCGACGGCUCCCCAGGCUGUUCCCGCCCGCAGACCCCGCGGGUCCGUCAGCGACAGCAGCGAGGAGUCUGCCCCCGGAGACCAUACUGCAGAAGAUGGAGCCGCAGCUCAUGCCCGGCUGCACUACAACCACACCAUGUUGCAGGCACAUAUGUACGAUCGACAUCUUCAAAUGCAAGAAGCUCAACAGCAGAGCAUGUUCCGCCCCAAUCACCGCCCUCCUUGCCUCAUUCCAGAACCUCUCCGGCUUGGGCCUGCCUCAGAUCCCAUGGCCUUCCACCAGCUGCCUCGGGACCACGCCUUCCAAACACCCAAGAUCCACUCCGAAUCGCUGCCCUCGACGCCAUCGUCGCUGAGCGACUACUCCUCCUCCCCGCAGUGUUCCCCCAUGUUCGACACCGCCAGCGGCACUCGCUUCAGCUUCAACUUCAACUUUAACGCAGGGUCACCGUUUGACAGGAAGCCACACCAAGACCUGCGCAGCGCCUUCACGACUCACGUCCGAGUGUCCAGCGUGGAUGGAGAGGACAAAGCCAGACUCCAGGAAGUCUCCCCUGGACGCAUCACGAUCGACCCGACCAAGGAUGGAAGGCGUGAGCGAUCACCAGGAAGGAUACCUGGUCUGCUGAGCCCGCCUAGACCGAUGGAGAGGGUAAGGUCUAGAAGUCCGCAGAGAUUCGUCCCAAAAGUGGUGAAGACCGAGGAAGAAGAUGAGAAGUACACGAGGGGAAGCUCCUCCCAGUUCCUUGCGGUGCCUCGACUGCUGCCAAUGGUUCGACGUCACUCAGUGGACGGCUGCAUCACCAGUGAGAACAGCGAAGAAGGCGCGAGGGAUCGCAGGCAGCGGUGGUCAGUGAGCGACAUGCUGCCCGACACCGCCAAGGCAGUCGACCAAGAGAGUGCUCAGAACGACGAGGAGGGGAAGGACAAGUCCAUACCGAUCAAGCUGCGCUUCAAGAGAAAGUACAGUCAAAGCCAGGAGCAGCCUGAAGGGCAGGACGCCCCCGCCCCUGCAGCCGGGACCGCCCGAGUUGUUCGUCCAUGGCUGGAUGACGACGAGCGCGUGACGACGGUUCGGCCACGACCCCGCGCCUUCUCAACUCCCGCGGAACUCAGCAACCAAAACUCAAGCGCCGCCCAAGAAGAGAAACUACCGCCAUCAUCAACAGCGCCUUCGGCAGCGUCUUCAAUGGGUGAUCUUCGACGCGAAGGGUCUCACGAAGACUCUGUUCAGCAGGGGGAUGCCGCCCGGCCCCGGGCGGACAGACGGAAGAACCCCCACCCUCUCCACGUACGUGUGAAGGUUGAACAAGAGGAUGAACCCAUCACACCCUCCAGUCGUAACCUAGCUCACCACGUCCGACACUACCAGCCACAAAUCCUCAUCAAGGAAGAACCCGAGGAUCUAGACGACGUCUUCGCAAGUGAGUAACUGGUGGAUUCAAAGAGACUUUCUGCCCACAGUGGCCAGUUUUCGUUUCACCAGAAGUACCUACACAAGACUGGAAAUGCUCUACUGAUACUUAUCUGUGAUAAUGUGUAGAAGUAUGCUGUAUUGUGAUAUAAAUGAAAGCAUAAUAGAGAUGCAUCUGUGUUGAUGAGGUUUGAAUAACAUGUUUUGAAAAAUGACAAAAAAAUCAUUCCAUAUUUCUGUCUUGGCACCAAAUUUGACAGAUGUGAAGAGAGGCAGAGUGUGUAACACAAAUCUAGUCCUGGUUUUGUUUGUUGUUACUGCAUGGAAAGUCGCGGAUCAGAUCCUGUGUAAGAUUGACAUGAUAUUAUAUCCCUGAUUAGCUUACUUGGGGCCAAAGAUGAUGUAUCUAGACCAGUGCCUCACGAGAACUAUAUAUCUGUAAAAAGUACGUGUCCAUUGUAAUAAGUGAAGAAAACUGCAAGAUGUAACAGAAUCGCGCCAUGUUUAUGUUAUGAAAUGAUAUAAUAGACGUACCGUCCUUUACAGACAAUAGCGUGUUCAGUACCAUAGCCUGUAGAACCCUUUGAUUUUGAAGCCGUGGCGGUUAUCGCUGUCACAACCAGGAAACAAACAUGGGCGUUCCCGCCUUCCUGCAGACCUGCCGUGUCCGUGGCACAAACAGUUGUAAUGUUCUUACACAAUGUAGUAAUUGGGCAUGAUUUAUUCAUACCAGUUUUUGAUUCCAAUUUUUCUACCUGAACUACAGUUUGACGCCCUCAGGCACGGCCUUGCUAUUUGAUGCACGAAGAUCUGCAGACAGGACAUGUAUCAAUUUUAGAGUGGGUGAUUAGCUAAAAGCCUCUUCUGGCGGAUGGGCGUGGAUAGAGGAGCAUGUAUGUCCCGACUGUACAUUUGACUUGUAAGUCCGACCAGAUCUAGCAUCCAAAAGAGCCGCUGUCCUAAAGUUUACGAGAGUUGCUUCAAUAUUGACCUAGCAUUUCAGUCCGCGUCAACUGCCGAUAACCCUGUAUGACGAAGUUGUAAAUACGAAAUUUUCUCAAAAACACAUUAAUGAAAGUGUCCAAAGAUGUGGAGAAAGCAGGUAGAAGAAAAUUGAGCAGCUUUCUUGCCCGAACCAUUUGCAGGACCGUAACCCCGCAUUACAGGAUCAUGUAGUUGACAGGUUCUGACCCUGGUGGCAGGAAAGGACAAAGUCAGACAGAAAGAUGGCAACCAGGAAAUGGCCUUUUGAUCCGACGAUAAGCACUUUGCCGCGAAAGGCAGGCCCGUUAUGGAGCCAUCCCGAGUUGGUCGGAAAUGUUAUCCGCCGAUGAUGUAGCGGUGAUGGGGUCGUAAUACCAAGACGAGGUCGUAAAUGACUAAAAUGGUGUGCUCGAAUGUCCUGAACAUUAUCCAGUUGCAGAGGGCAACCUAUUUGUACGGCUGGUUUAUGGUAUUUAUCUCCAAAUGCCCCCGCUCAAUACGUAACAUUGCAUGGUGCCUUUCUACUCUUCACGCCUGUAUUUGUACAAAGUUGGAAACGUAAGGAAAUAUUACCAAAAAUGAAUGUUGUUCUCAAAAGCAGAAUUUCUAUUUGUAGAUGUUACUACAGAGGAAUCUUCUCCAUGUUUUACUUUUAGUUCUUUUUUUUUUGGUAAGCCUGAAUAUCACAGGUACUUUGUUGUAUUUACUCCAGAGAAAUGAUAUGUAUAGAGUCCUAAGUGAUGGUCAAGGAAGGUUCUUGAACUGUUUUUCAAACUAACUCCGUUUGAAGGACCUUUCUGGAUUCUAUGACUAUGUAUGUGUAGAAAUGGUUGGUUUUGUGGAGACUGUAGCCAGCAGAAGUGAAGUGGACCCGACCAUUCUAGCCUUUUGAUCAUUUCACUAGGUUUCUCAUUAGCGUAUCUCACGCAUGAUACGAACCACGGAAAUAGACUGAAAUGUUGAUGUGUGUCUUUGAGCGGCACUCAAAUGAUUUUGGUAUUGUAACAAUUUAUUUUGUAUAAAAGGGGCUGAAUCUUCCCCCCUCAAACAGACGAAUGGUCGUGUCCCAUUGUAGAGUCCCACAAUGAUUGAUGUGAAUACAUGUAUGAUUCCCUCUCGUGGUUCCUGUGCUUGUCGGUAAAAGUAAUGACAAAAGACGGCAAAGUUCGGCUCUAUCCAUAGGGCGAUUGACAAUCAUGUUGUGUCGUAGACAUGCACUUGUAUCCAACAGACGCCCGCUUUGUAGCUGUAUAACAACUAGGUCUAUUUGCUUUUGUGUUUUAUUUAUAGAGGGAAGGAAAAUAUUUGAAUGUAUACCUUAUACUGAUGAUGACUCCCUCAGGAAGGGAACUGAA